Molecule: messenger RNA, 912 nt
Organism: Nannochloropsis gaditana CCMP526
Product: ran gtpase activating protein 1
Exons: 1
Biological process (GO): nucleocytoplasmic transport; activation of GTPase activity
Cellular component (GO): cytosol; perinuclear region of cytoplasm; nucleus
Molecular function (GO): GTPase activator activity; small GTPase binding
Source: RefSeq, a predicted model, not a curated record
AUGACCACAAGGCGAUUUUCCACCUUGCAAGGUGUCGACGCGGUGGAAAGAAAUGCCUCGUUCGUCCUCACGACGCCUUCCGCUGCAGGCUUGCUAACAACACAAAAUGCUCCUUUGAUCUCGGAAGCUUUGGGCGCAGGGGCAAGCAUGGAUACAGCCGCCUUGAGGAACCGACGAGGAAGCAAAGCAGCUCGAUGGUCGUCCACGACGCAAACCACGGCCAGUCGGACCGCACUGACCCUCCCGUCUACCACCUGCGCUGCCAGUGAUACAAGCAGCCUUCCUUAUUCCUCGUCGUCUUGUCUGGAGGCUUCUCCCAGGUUCCUGUUGCCCUCCGAAUUGUGGAAGCAUGUCAUGUCGUUUUUGAACCUGGACGCCAUGCCGGUCCGCAGCCUCUUGGAUCUGAUGGGCAUCAACGCCUGCGCACAAAUGCGCUCCCUCGACUUUUCUCAACGUCGCUUAGGCGCCUGUGGGACGCGGAUGUUGGCGGAGCGAUUGCGGGGAGGAGCGUGUCCUGAGUUAGACUCGUUGAACCUGACAGCGUGCGGAAUCGGGCCAGGGGGGGCGGAGGCGUUGAGCAUUGCCAUGCAGACUCAUGGGCUGGCGCCAUCUCUACGGUUGCUGCGCUUGGCAGGGAAUGGGAUGGGUUCCCGUGGCGUGACGGUGCUGGCAAAGGCUUUGAAAGGAGGGGCGGGGGCGAACCUCCGGGUACUAGACAUGGACGGGAACAAGGCGAACGCGGUGGGCAUGCUUUUGAUGAUCGAGGCGCUUAGUCAGGCGGCCUGUCCGGUAUUGGAAGAGCUCUCGGUGGGUCACAAUACCUUGACGGACAAGGGUCUGGUGUACCUGGCUAAGACCUUGGUGGACUCGAAACUCCCCCAGCUCCGUCGUCUGGCCAUACCGGAAAGCGCC